Molecule: messenger RNA, 1029 nt
Organism: Zasmidium cellare ATCC 36951
Lineage: Eukaryota; Fungi; Ascomycota; Dothideomycetes; Mycosphaerellales; Mycosphaerellaceae
Exons: 2
Coding region: 1-1029 (342 amino acids)
Molecular function (GO): catalytic activity; 4 iron, 4 sulfur cluster binding
Source: RefSeq, a predicted model, not a curated record
AUGGGUUUCCUCAUCUCCCUCCUCGACCCUCUCAUUGGCAAGAUUAUCUUGACAGCCCUAAUCGGCGGGAUCCUAGCCUAUUCGCUCCUUCCCCAACACGACCCCAACGCCCUCGUCCCCCUCUCCGUCAACUUCCACUUCACCCGCCGAUGCAACAAGACCUGCGUCUUCUGCUUCCACACCGAGAAGACCAGCCACGUCGCCCCCCUCGAAGACAUGAAGCGUGGUCUCCACCUCCUCGCAGAAGCCGGCAUGAAGAAGAUAAAUUUCGCCGGCGGCGAGCCGUUCCUAUACCCCAAGUUGCUCGGCCAGCUCUGCCAGUACUGCAAGGAGGAGCUGAAGUUGGAGUCUGUAUCUAUCAUCUCGAACGGCACGAAGAUCGAUCGGAAGUGGUUGGUGGAGAAUGGGAAGUAUGUCGAUGUCCUGGGUGUUAGUUGUGACAGUUUCGACGAGGAAACGAAUAUCAGGAUCGGUCGUGGCACCGGCGACAACGUCAAGAAGCUAUUCGAGAUCCGCGAUUGGUGCCGCGAGCUGGGCAUCAAAUUCAAGCUGAACACGGUCGUCUUACUGUGGAACUGGGAAGAGGACAUGUCCGAUACCAUCAAGGAUCUGGAUCCCUUCCGCUGGAAAGUCUUCCAAGUCCUGCCCGUGGAAGGCGAGAACGACGCCCCUGAACAGGAGACAGACCUCGACAAGCGCAAGCGCAACGCCAACAAGGUGCUGAUCUCCGACGAGCAGUUCGAGGCUUUCUGCGACAGGCACAAGCAUCUGCCAUGCUUCGUGCCCGAGUCGAACCAGCUGAUGGCGUCGAGCUACCUGAUUGUGGACGAGUAUCUCCGUUUCUUGGAUAAGGGCAGUGGGAAGGAGACGGCUUCUGAGAGUCUUCUGAGAGUUGGGGUUCAGGAGGCGAUGGGGCAGGUAAGGUGGGAUCAGAAGGCGUAUGAGGAGAGUGGGGCUGUGUAUGAGUGGAGCAAGAGGGCUGGUGAUGAAGGAUGCGAUGGCGGGUUGUCGAAGAAGUUGGAGUGGUGA